Pistacia vera is the source of this 1858-nucleotide messenger RNA. RefSeq names its product monocopper oxidase-like protein SKS1. Bases 29 to 1858 code for a protein of 609 amino acids. The transcript has 10 exons. The record is from RefSeq and is a predicted model, not a curated record. Lineage: Eukaryota; Viridiplantae; Streptophyta; Magnoliopsida; Sapindales; Anacardiaceae. Gene Ontology annotation, molecular function: oxidoreductase activity; copper ion binding.
CAGUGCUAAAAACCACCACAAAAACUCCAUGCAAAUGGCAGUUUUCGGCAGCAACCGUCCUUGGCUAAUUAUCUUUGCCUUUGUCAUCGGCCUAGUGCUGGUGACAAUUGCAAAUGGCGAGAACAUUUUCCUGGAGUGGCACGUCGCAAUCGACUCGAGUAUCCGGCCAGCCUUUGCAGACCAGCCAGUUAUUACCAUCAAUGGGAUGUUUCCAGGGCCUCUUAUCAAUGCCACAACCAACGAUCUUGUUCAGGUCAAUGUGUUUAACGACAUGGAUGAACCUCUACUUUUUACUUGGGGUAAAUGUUACAGGAAUGGCAUACAACAGAGACUAAACUCAUGGCAAGAUGGAGUUUCAGGAACAAACUGUGCAAUUCAAGCUGGUACAAAUUGGACUUAUGUGUUUCAAACGAAGGAUCAGAUUGGGAGCUUCUUUUACUUCCCCUCUCUCAAUUUCCAAAAAGCUGGAGGAGGGUAUGGCCCAUUUCGGGUUAACAAUCGCGUUGUCAUCCCUGUACCUUUCCCUAAACCUGAGGCCGAAUUUGAUCUUCUCAUUGGUGAUUGGUACAACAAAAGUUACAAGGAAAUUAAGUCUAUGAUGAACAAUGAGCUUUGGGCUUACCAAAACCUACCAAAUGUGAUGCUAAUGAAUGGAAAAGGCUCUUAUUUGGAUCCGAACGCGACACAGCACGAGUCUUUCACCGUCACAAAUGGAAAAACUUAUCGAUUCAGGAUAUUGAACGUGGGGACAGCGUGGAGUUUCAAUUUCCAGAUUCAAAAUCAUCGAAUGGUUUUGGUUGAAACAGAAGGAUCAUACACUGAAAAAAUUACCUUGGAUUCUCUCGACGUGCACGUUGGCCAGUCUUACUCUGUUCUUGUUACAGCAGAUCAAGAUCCGGCUGAUUAUUACAUCGUGGCUAGUCCGAAAAUGUCCAAUGCCACUGGAAAUAACAGUCUUAUUGGUGUAGCAGUUCUUCAUUAUGAUACUUCCACCACUCCUGCAACUGGCCUUCUCCCAGGAAAGCCUGAUCCGUUUGAUAUAAAUUUCUCACGGGAUCAAGCUAAGUCCAUCAGGUGGAACCUGACCACAGGAGCUGCAAGGCCAAAUCCCCAGGGAACCUUCAAUGUAUCAAAUGUGACACUAUCUCAGAGUUUUCUUCUCCGGGGCUCUAGCUCUUUUAUUGAUGGUGCGCCUUUCUACACCGUCAACAAUGUCUCCUAUCUUACACCAGACACUCCAUUAAAACUAGCUGAUCAAUUUGCCAAUGGCUCUGGAGUUUAUGAACUCGACAAAUUCCCCGUUAACUCCUCCAUUCUCGAUCCUGUUCGUGGGGUUUUUGUCGCCUCCGGAAUCCACAAAGGGUGGAUAGAAAUUGUGUUCCAGAAUAAAUUACAAGUGAUUGAUUCCUGGCACUUGGAUGGUUUUGGAUUUUAUGUGGUCGGCUUUGGGGAUGGAGAAUGGAGACCUGAAUUUCGUUCUAGUUACAAUACUUAUAAUCCUGUGGUUCGAUCCACCGCUCAGGUUUAUCCUGGAGGAUGGACUGCCGUUUAUGCGUUUCUCGACAAUCCUGGAAUGUGGAACUUGAGAUCACAACUCCUGAAAAAUUGGUAUCUGGGUCAAGAACUCUACUUGAGAGUUUAUGAUCCUGAUCCUAACCCAGCCAAAGAACGGCUUCCUCCAGAAAAUCUCAUUUACUGUGGAAAAUUUCAACCUCCAGCCGGACCACCUGGACCAUCUGCAGGUCCUCCACCCAAAGCUUCACCUCCUGGAAAUAGUGCACCACCUCAACAAAAAUUAUGGUUUCUUCAUAUAUUGGCCGUCUACAUUGUUACAGUUCUGCUCAUUGGUUGGCGGUAA